Lactuca virosa is the source of this 3183-nucleotide messenger RNA. NCBI's taxonomy places the organism in Eukaryota, Viridiplantae, Streptophyta, Magnoliopsida, Asterales, Asteraceae. The record is from the annotation of a GenBank genome assembly.
UCUUUCUGUCUCUCAGCUGUAUAUUCAUUCAACACCCUCCACUCUACUUUCUCCAAUUCUCUCUCUAGAAAUUCUUUUUGGAUUUAAACAUUUUUAACGACUAAUCAUUGGGAUGCAGUGUAAGAAUUGAGCAAUAUAAUGAUAUAUACAUGUAUGUGCGCAGAUAGAGAUCGAGAUUGUGCGAAGCUCAUUUCUGGAAAUCUGAAGAAAUGCCGAUAGAUAGAUAUCAGAUAAGAAAUGUGUACAGUUUGGCUGAUCAAGAGCUCUAUAAAGCAGCAGAUAAAGAUGAUCCCGAAGCUUUGCUUGAAGGUGUUGCCAUGGCCGGUCUCGUUGGCGUUCUCCGUCAGCUCGGUGACCUAGCAGAAUUUGCUGCUGAGAUUUUCCAAGAGUUGCAUGAAGAAGUGACAGCAACUGCUGCAAGAGGCCAUGGUUUACUUGUACGUGCUCAGCAGCUUGAGUUGGAAAUCCCUUCAAUUCAAAGGUCAUUUAUGUCCCAAACAUGCCAUUCAGCAUUUUUCACCAAUUCAGGUGUUGAUUGGCAUCCUAAUCUGAAAACAACUCCCAAUCUUAUCACAACUGGAGAUUUACCUCGAUUUGUCAUGAAUUCUUAUGAAGAAUGUCGUGGGCCACCCCGAUUAUUUCUUCUAGACAAAUUUGAUGUUGGUGGAGCUGGAGCAUGCUUAAAACGUUACACUGAUCCCUCAUUUUAUAAAGUGGAAGUAUCAUUGAAUGAAAUUGAAAAUGCUGAAAUUCAAAGGGAUAAAAAGAUUCGCAAAAACAAGAAGAAAGGAUCACAAUGUAAAGUGGGAGGAACUCCAGAGAUUUCACCAAAUUCCAAGGCCAAACUACAUCAAUUGUUCAUGGAGGAUCGCAUGCAAAAUAAUACCACAAUCGAACCUACACAUCGUGUGAAACUAAAAAAACGACCAAACAAAUCUCCAUUCGAUUCAGAAAGUUACAUGAACAAAUUGUUAAAAUCUCCAUCAUCCAAGGGUAAAAUCGUCCAUCCACUACCUUUUCAUCCAUCAAUCAUCCCAGUGCCUUUCGAUUCCCCUAAUCAAAUAUUCAAGGAUACAAUUGGCUCACCUUUUAAUUUGGCAACACCAAGUAGAAGUCCAUCUGUAUCUUCGAGUGCCGAGAACACCGGUUGCCGGAUUCCGGCAGAUAAUCUCGCCGGAAAAGUAAUCGACCGGAAAAUUUCCGAUCUUACAAAUUCAGGAUCACCGGACGUCAAUGAAGAAAUCAAAACGGAUGGUGUUCAAAAUGGUUAUCGGUCUGAUGACGUGGCAAGUGAGAUGGAUAAUUACGUCGAUGCCCUUGGUACAAUGGAGUCUGGACUUCAAUUUCAAUUUUCCGAUUCUCAAUUGACGCGAUCUACCGGAAUCCUGUUUCCUCCACCGGGGGAGAAGACUCCCGGUUCUUCAUAUGAUGUGAAUGAAGGGGUAGUUUUGGAAGAAGAUGAAAAUCUUAAAAAUGAAGAAAAUCAAACAGACUUUCAUUCGCCAGCUGGCAGUCUAUUGUCGUUUCAAUUUUUCGGGAAUUUUGAGGGUGAGGUAGAGCAUGAGCAUGAGCAUCCUAAUGACGGCUCUGGUCCUAUGAUUCAUCCUCCCAACAUCUUGGAAACAGCCGACAAAAUCAACGAAGAUAAUCAUAGUACAAAGGAUGAUUCUGUAGUUGAAGAGACUUUAGAUAAUUGUGAGAAAUGUUCUUUACAUGAAGAGAAGUUAAAUGAAAUAGGAGAUGGUAAUGAUGAAGCUAAAGUAUCAUCUUUUAGUGAAGAUGAAAAAGAAUUAAAAGAGAGAGAAACAGGAUUAGUUAACUCAGAGACUACCCCUGAUGAUGUUGAUAGAAAUGACGAUAAAGCCCUUUCGACGCUUGAAGAUGAUACAAAAUCAAAUGGGAGAGAAGAAGACUCUGUUGACCCCCAAAUGGAAAAGAAUGUUGUUCUUCUCCCACUUGAUGUCAAUACGAAUGAAAAUAAUGCUAGAAAUGACGAAAACGCGCUUCCCACUCUUGAAGAUGAUACACCAUUAGAGGGUAAAGGAGAAGAAGACUCUGUUAACUUGGAGGAAAUGAAAAAUAUUGCUCCUCAUCUUGACGAAGAUGAUGUUGAUAGAAAUGACGAUAAUGCCCUUUCAACUCAUUCUUUUCUAGAAGAAACCAAUGAAAAUGGAGAAAAAACAGUUGUUUUGAAUGAUAUAGGCUCUCAACAUAUGACUAUAACUGAAAAACCACCUAUGUUGGAGUUACCAACAUCAGAAAUGGAAGAUAAGGAGGACCCACAAUUACUUUUUGCAUCCGCAGGCUCUCAAUUCUCAUCCCAAUCAGAUUCUCCCUCUCAUGACAUUGACCAGUUUGACCAAGUCAACCACCAAUUACCUCCGGUCAAACUGGAAGAUACACCGCCAUUGCCGCCACUUCCACCCAUGCAAUGGCGGAUGAGAAAGCUUGAAAGCCCUAUGUUGACUCCAACAGAUGGUGGUCAACUUAAAGUCAAUGAGAUUAAAAACCCGGAAACUGAAAAUGUGAAAUUUGAAAAUGACAGUAGUUUACACGCACAAGAUCAUGACAAAAAAUCAGCAUCAACAGAAGCCAAAUUUACAGAAAUUUUGGCGCCAAAAGAAGCAGUAGAUGAAAUUCCAAAUAAUAUUCGGCCUAUGAAAAUUCAACGACCCCGUAAUCCUCUCAUUGAUGCAGUUGCUACUCAUGACAAAAGCAAAUUGAGGAAGGUUCUUGCGAUGAGUCAGAUAACAAAGGGACAGGAAAAUGACAAACUAUUGGAACAGAUACGGACAAAGUCCUACAACUUGAAACCGGCUGCUCAAACUAGACCAAACAUUCAAGGCCCCACCACCAAUGUCAGAAUAGCUGCAAUUUUAGAAAAAGCAAAUGCCAUUCGCCAGGCAUUUGCUGGAAGUGAUGAUGAUGAUGAUGACAGCGAUAGUUGGAGUGACUCAUGAGUCAUGAGUCAUGAUAUAAUGCAAUUGUAGUUAAUAGUAAAAUACCAUCAUUUUUUUUACCACAAUAAAUAGGAGUUUGUGGUAAUUGGGACAUUUGAUUUGACUGUUUUGUCCUUUUGAGAGAUGCCAUGCCACACUCGAUCAUAUUCAAAUAUACAUGUACAUGUACAAUUGAUGAAAUGUUUGAGGUUGUAGAUUCUAUUAGGUGUAUACGGACAUUUUG